AUCGCGUCCUCCCGGGAGCGGCCAGGGCUGCGGCGGGGCCCGAGAGGGGCCGAGGACCCGAGGCGGGGGCCGAGGCCCGGGCAGGAGCGGAUCGGGCCGGGGCCAUGGCCAAGGCUCCCCGACAGCCCGAGCCCCGGCCCGUCCGCCCGCAAGCGACAUGAGGGAGGAGGCCGAGGGAGCCGGGGCCGAGCCCGGUGAUUUCGUGCAACUGAAGGUGCCCAUCGUGCAGCAGCUGUACCACUGGGACUGCGGGCUGGCCUGCUCCAGGAUGGUGCUCAGGUACCUGAAGCUCCUGGAGGACGACGCGGCUUUCGAGCAGGCGCUGCAGGAACUGCAGCUCACCCGCAGCAUCUGGACCAUCGACCUGGCCUACCUGAUGCGCCACUUCGGGGCCCGCCACCGCUUCUGCACGCGGACGCUGGGCGUGGACAAGGGCUAUCGGAACCAGUCCUUCUACAGGAGACACUUCGACGCCGAGGAGAGCCGGGUGAACCAGCUGUUCGAGCGAGCCUCGGCCUGCAAGGUGUUGGUGGAGAAGUGCACUGUGACUGUCCAGGACAUCCAAGAGCACCUGGCCCAGGGGCAUGUAGCCAUUGUCCUGGUCAACGCAGUCCUGCUUUUGUGUGAUCUGUGCUCCAGCCCUGUCAAGUACUGCUGCUUCCUGCCCAUGGGUCAGAAGUGCUUUUGCAGAGGGCCUGAGUACCAAGGCCACUUCAUCGUGCUGUGCGGCUACAACAGGGCCUCUGAGAGCAUCUUCUACAACAACCCUGCCUAUGCAGACCGCAUGUGCAGCACGAGUGUGAGCAACUUUGAGGAAGCCAGGACUAGUUACGGCACAGACGAGGACAUCCUGUUCGUCUACACAGACAGCUGACCUCAGGCCCGGCCGAUGCCCGAGCUGCUGCUGCCACACUGUCAGACACGGUGCAGAUGGGAGCCCUAGGGCCCCGGGCUUUGUGCCUAUGCCCACAGCUGACCUCAGUGGUCAGACCACUGCCCCAGCAAUGCUGCUGCUGCCGCCCAUCUGGGGCCACUGACCACCCCCAUCUGUGUGUGCAAGUGGAGCUCCUGGGCCCCUCCUCCACCCUGCUGACAGACCAAGCCGGGCGGCCCACACAGAGAGGAGCAGCCAAUAGCAAGCAGAGGGAACCCUCCCCCCACCCCCUGUGAACUGAGAUCCACAUGAAUUGGGUCCUGGGGAACCCCACCCCCCACCCCCAGAUAAGGCCAUGGGCUUCCUCACAGCCAACCAGCCUGGCACAUUUGCCGUUUCUGGGGCGGGGGGGACCUUCAGCCCAGCUUUUGAUGGGCAGGGGCACACCCGCCAUCCCACUUCGUGCUCCACACAUUGACCAGGAGGAUCACCCACCUGCUAACACCUGGCCAUCAUUUCCUUUGCCUUGUUUUCUUCAGGGAGGAGGCCCUGGGGACCCUCCACCCCAUCGUGCCUGGCCUUGGGCUGCCUCCAGGAGAGGCUCCCCUGCCCCCACCUCAGCACACACACACACUGGAAGGCAGGAGACAGAGGCCAGACAACCACCAGUUCAAACCAACAAAUAGGGCAGGGGAGAAGAGAUUGCGUCUUGGUCAGUCCCUGCUACGUUAGGUCAGAGGCCUAACCUCAAGGCGUCUUCCCUGCUCAAAGCCACGGUUCUGGUCUGAGAUGGGCUCAGCCCCGGCUAGGCAAGUGACUGGAGGAGAUGGAGAGGGAUGCUUGGGUACUCAGGGGCAUCAGGCAGGAAGCCUCGGGCCUGCCCUGUGGCUUUGAGAUCUCCUUGUCAUGGGCCUGGAGGGAGCAGCUGGGUUACUGAUAGAGGCAAGCCCUUACCUGCAGGGAGCCAGGCCCGGCAGUGUUGUGCCUCACUGAAGUGGGACUUCAGUCCCCAACCCAGAGCAAAUUAAGGCCUAACUCUUGUGUGGCUACUUCCAAGGACUCUUCAUGGGAUCUUCUGAUUGGUCCUUGGCCGAUUGGGCUUGCUGGGGUUACAGCAGCCUUCAUUGCCAGGAUGUGACCAAAAAUACUCUGGUGCCUGGAGCUACCUACAAAGCAGCCCGUGUGGAUGCACUGCCUCCCACCUCCCCCCGGUGACACUAGCCACCAGGCUUCUUGUCCCAGAGCCCAAGCCAGCCCAGCAACAGGGAGAUGAGGCCCCGUGGCACUGCCUGGGGACCACCUCAGCCAGGGUUGGUGCUGGUAGUUGGGGUGGCUACAUUCCUCCUUAUAUAGAGAAGUCACAGGAGGAUCCAAGUGUCGGCAGUAGUCAGUCAGUUCUCAGCCCCCAGGAGCAGCUGUGCAGACGGGCUCAGGCACCUCUGUCCUGUCCCAGCAGGUAGCGACCCUCCCCCCCAAAGGGCCUUGUUGAAGGCUUGUUGGUCAGAGUGGGGCUGUUAACUGACUGCUUUUGAACCCAGGCCACUGGUUCGAAAGAAGGUUAGCGCAGGCUGGGCAGGGAAGUGGGGCUGCUGAGGUUCCAGGGUGGGGGUGGGGGUGGGGCCAGGGCUGGAAUGGGAUGGGCCAAGUGCCACAAGCUCAGCGCAGUGUCCUCAUGGCUCAGCUGGAGGCUGGGAAUAUGGCCACCGAGAGAGAAGUGGCAGCCAGUGGACCUGGGAGCCACCAGCCUGCCAACGUGUGCCUUCGUCCUGUCCCAGAGCUGGCUGGGGCUCUGCCUCCCCUGCCUGCAGGCAGCACCCGAGCCAAGGUGGGAGCCUGGCCCGGGGAGUCCAAGGUGAGAAGCUGACACCUAGGGCCAGGAGCUAGCUUGUGGGCAGGUGACCCUGGAGAGCUCUCAGCCACACCGGAAACCUGCACUGCCCGCUUUGCUGCAGGGUGGGCUUUGUUUCCUCUGACCACAGGAAAGGGAUAUUUUACAUGCAGAGAAAUUUUAUACAUAAAUAUAUUUUGUUUGUAAUGAGCCACUCAAUGAACACCACUGAUCUCUAUUAAAAACAAAAAACCCGAUCAACU
Molecule: messenger RNA, 2965 nt
Organism: Dromiciops gliroides (monito del monte)
Lineage: Eukaryota; Metazoa; Chordata; Mammalia; Microbiotheria; Microbiotheriidae
Gene: GUCD1
Product: guanylyl cyclase domain containing 1
Exons: 6
Coding region: 158-874 (238 amino acids)
Source: RefSeq, a predicted model, not a curated record